Histoplasma mississippiense is the source of this 1155-nucleotide messenger RNA. RefSeq names its product CaaX prenyl protease. The coding region runs from base 1 to 1155 and encodes 384 amino acids. The transcript has a single exon. Lineage: Eukaryota; Fungi; Ascomycota; Eurotiomycetes; Onygenales; Ajellomycetaceae. The record is from RefSeq and is a predicted model, not a curated record.
AUGGCUGGCACAGUCCAAGGUGAUUACGACGCAGCCUUCGCGCCCGUCAAGGAUCUGUUGCAGAAAUUCAUAGACGCAGGCGAAGAGCUGGGUGCAUCCAUCACAGUCAACAUCGACGGGCGCAACGUCGUAGAUAUAUGGGGCGGCCAUCGCGACACAGCCCGCACAUCUCCCUGGACCCGCGACACCGUCACAACUGUCUGGUCGACAACGAAGGCCGUCACGAACCUUGCGGCCCUGAUGCUUGUUGACCGCGGCCAGCUCGACCUUUUUGAAAAAGUAGCCACCUACUGGCCCGAGUUUGCCGCGAAUGGGAAACAGGACAUCGAAGUCCGGCAACUCCUCGCCCACACCUCCGGUGUGUCUAGCUGGGAACACAACAUCAACCUGGCGGAAUUGUACGAUCUGAAAAUUUCCACCGAGAGAUUGGCAGCGCAGAAGCCGUGGUGGGAGCCGGGAACUGCGUCUGGCUAUCACAUGCAGAACCAGGGUCAUUUGGUUGGCGAAUUGGUGCGCCGGGUCAGCGGGAAAUCGCUCAAGCAGUUCAUCGCUGAAGAAAUCGCGGGGCCGCUGGGAGCCGAUUUCCAAUUAGGUGCAGCGGAAUGCGACUGGGAACGAGUCGCUGAAAUCGUGCCCCCGCCCCCUCUCGAUUUUGACUUCUCCAAGUUGCCUGCCGACAGCCCUGCCUUCAAGACAUUCACUGGCCAACCUGCCAAACCCGAAACAGCAAACACGCCGAUGUGGAGAAAAGCGGCAAUCGGUGCCCUCAACGGCCACUCGAACUCACGGGGAGUCAAUGGAGUUCUCUCCGCUAUAACUCUUGGUGGGGAAGUUAAUGGUGUUCAGCUUUUGUCGCAAAAAACGAUAGAUGUAAUCUUUCAGGAACAGGCCAGUGGCCCCGACCUUGUGCUUGGCAUUCCGUUACGCUGGGGAAUAGGAUACGCUCUACCGCUGAAGCCGAUGCCCUUCUUUUUACCCGAGAAUACCGAACGUAUCUGCUUUUGGGGGGGCUGGGGUGGAUCUAUCGCGAUCAUGGACCUUGAGCGUCGUAUGACCAUUACAUAUGUUAUGAAUAAAAUGGCUGCCGGUGUCAUAGGCUCGAACCGUAACGAUGCCUAUGUUAAGGCAAUAUACGCUGCCGUCGCACCUAUGUGA